Exophiala aquamarina CBS 119918 is the source of this 234-nucleotide messenger RNA. RefSeq lists its product as uncharacterized. The record is from RefSeq and is a predicted model, not a curated record. The coding region runs from base 1 to 234 and encodes 77 amino acids. Gene Ontology annotation, cellular component: membrane. The transcript has a single exon. NCBI's taxonomy places the organism in Eukaryota, Fungi, Ascomycota, Eurotiomycetes, Chaetothyriales, Herpotrichiellaceae. Gene Ontology annotation, molecular function: transmembrane transporter activity.
AUGGGUCUCGCUUCCAAUGGCUCUGAAGAGCUGGAUAUUGAAAAAAAGGCCCUUCGCAUAGCCGAUAUACGGUUUGUACCGAUACUUGGACUACUCUACACUGCAUCUCUGGUGGAUCGUAGCAACAUGUCGGUAGCUACAAUAUCUGGUCUAGAUGAGAACGUAGACCUGGACCAAGGGGAUCGAGUCUCUAUUGCUCUACUCGUCUUCUCCAUUGGAUAUAUAAUCUUUUAG